AUGGCGGGUCCGCAACCUCAGAGGAGACUGCGUUGCAUAAUCAUCGGUGCAGGUGUAUCAGGCAUUUUGAUAGGUGACUUUCUCAAAGUUUGGUGGGCUCGAGAGCAGACGUUAACUCACAUCGCAGCAAUAAAAUUACGAGAGACACUCAAAGACAAGGUUGACUUCUGGAUUUUGGAGAAGAACGAGGAUGUGGGUGGGACUUGGUUUGAGAACAGAUAUCCAGGUUGUGCCUGCGACGUACCGAGUCAUAUAUAUCAGUACAGCUUCUGUCCAAACCCGUAUUGGUCAACCUUCUAUGCAUCUUCUGCAGAGAUCCGAUCAUACUUGAAAGCCGUAGUAUACCACUAUGGGAUCAACGAGUAUAUCAGUUUCAAACACUCGGUCAACAAAGCCGUGUGGAAUGAAAAUCGAGGCAAAUGGACCGUCUCAGUGGCAGGCCAAGGAGCUUUCGAGUGUGAUAUUCUCAUAAACGCCAGUGGCAUCUUAAAUCAUAUCCAACACCCAAAUCUCAAGAAUCUGGGUGAUUUCCAAGGUUUGGUUUUGCACAGCGCGGCCUGGAAUGAGGAUACAGAUCUCCGUGGCAAACGGGUGGCUAUCAUCGGGGCCGGAGCCAGUGCCAUACAACUUCUCCCUGCGAUUCAAAAAGAUGUGGAACACGUUGACAUCUACAUCCGAACACCGUCUUGGAUAACCCCUCCGCCGCUUGAGACCAUGAGGCCUGCAAGAGGCCAUGAUUAUACCUCAGGAGAGAAGCAAAAGUUUCGGGACGACCCAGAAUACUCGGUCAAAAUCCGGAAAGAAAUGGAGUCGAGUUGCAACAAAUUGUACAAAGCAUUCAUCAAGAGCAGUGAUGAGCAACGUGACAUUCGGAGGAAACUGGAGGAAAGCAUGAAAUCGCUGCUAGCCGACGCCGAGCUGCAGGAAAACCUGAUCCCUACAUUCGAGGUGGGCUGCCGGAGAGUAAAUCCAGGAGAGCCCUACUUGGAAGCUCUGCAGAAACCGAACGUUCAACCAAUUUUUGAUUCCAUCGACGAAGUAACGCCCCACGGCAUUGUGGCGGCCGAAAAGCUUCGACUCGCCGACAUCAUUAUCGCGGCGACGGGCUUUGACACCUCCUUCAGACCGAGAUUUCCAAUCAUCGGCCAGAAAGAUAUCGAUCUCCGAGAACGGUGGAAGGACGAUCCCGUGGCGUACUUUGGCCUAGCCGUGUCGGGAUUCCCAAAUUAUCUGAUGUUCUUAGGACCAAAUACCCCCAUCUCGAAUGGUAGUCUGAUGGGCACUCUGGAGGCGACAGCGGACUAUUUCGUUCGGCUGAUUGAGAAAUUCAUCCACGAGAAGGCCAUGUCGUUCAAUGUGCGGUGUGAGGUUCAGGCAGACUUUGACGCUCAUACGCAAAAUCUGAUGGAGGACAUGGUUUGGACUGGAACCUGCCGAUCCUGGUACAAGAACAAGAGCGGCAAGGUGACUGCUCUGUGGCCAGGGAGCUCGUUACACUAUCGGGAAAUUUUGGAGUCCAACCGAUGGGAGGACUUCGUGUGGCAAUACCAAGGCAAUCGAUUUUCGUAUUGGGGUCAGGGAUUUGCCAGGGUAGAGACAUCCGACAGUGCAGAGCCUGGAGAUCUGGCGUACUACAUACGCCAACACGAGCCACUGCCCCUUGAGGCGUAUUAUCUCUCUGCAAAAGCCUCCCCUGGCCGCCCAAGGAUUGGACACCAUUUCCGACACCCGGUUGAGGCUGACAAAGAAGUCGAGGUUGCCGGGGAUUCUGGAAGUGAGUCCUCAUGGGAGUCAAAGAUUGUGGAUCCACGGACAUGUGAAGCCGCAGGUUUCAGUGUCUAA
Molecule: messenger RNA, 1842 nt
Organism: Rhinocladiella mackenziei CBS 650.93
Lineage: Eukaryota; Fungi; Ascomycota; Eurotiomycetes; Chaetothyriales; Herpotrichiellaceae
Exons: 4
Coding region: 1-1842 (613 amino acids)
Molecular function (GO): N,N-dimethylaniline monooxygenase activity; flavin adenine dinucleotide binding; NADP binding
Source: RefSeq, a predicted model, not a curated record